This is a messenger RNA of Lathyrus sativus (Indian pea), 1161 nucleotides long. NCBI's taxonomy places the organism in Eukaryota, Viridiplantae, Streptophyta, Magnoliopsida, Fabales, Fabaceae. The record is from the annotation of a GenBank genome assembly.
AUGUGUAGCUCUAAGGCUAAAGAAACUAUAGUCAUUGAAUCUUCCACAACACCUCCUCAUGUCAUUUCUAGAAUCAAUGGAAGACAAGUACUUCAACCAACAUGCAACCAUGUUCUUGAAAGAAGAAACUCAAUGAAAAAACUUUCUUCACCACCACUUCCAAACAAGACUUCAUUAUCAUCACCACCAAUUUCUCCAAAACCAAAAUCUCCUACUAGACCAUUCCUAGCGAUAAAGAGAGGAAAUGAUAACAAUGGAAUGAACUCGAGUUGUGAAAAGAUUGUUAUACCGAAAAACACAAUGAAAACUCCAUGUUUAGAGAGAAAGAAAUCAAAGAGUUUCAAAGAAGGGUCUUAUGGUGUUGAGGCUUCUUUGAGUUAUUCUUCCUCUUUGAUCACUGAUUCUCCAGGAAGUAUAGCUGCAGGGAGAAGGGAACAGAUGGCACUUCAACAGGCACAAAGGAAAAUGAAGAUUGCUCAUUAUGGAAGAUCAAAGUCUGCCAAAUUCGAAAGAGUUUUCCCUAUUGAUCCUUCAACUGCUCUUCAUUUAAAGACUAGUAAUGAAGAGGAGAAGAGGUGCAGCUUUAUCACAGCCAAUUCAGAUCCUAUCUAUAUUGCUUAUCAUGAUGAAGAAUGGGGAGUUCCUCUUCAUGAUGACAAGAUGUUGUUUGAACUUUUAAUUCUAAGUGGUGCUCAAGUUGGAUCUGAUUGGACUUCAACCUUGAAAAAACGCCUAGAUUUCAGGGCUGCAUUUUCAGAAUUUGAUGCAGAAAUUGUGGCCAACUAUAGUGAUAAACAAAUGAUAUGUAUUAGUUCAGAAUAUGGCAUUGAUAUAAGCAAAGUUAGAGGAGUUGUUGACAAUGCUAACCAAAUUUUACAAGUUAAGAAAGUGUUUGGUUCAUUUGACAAAUACAUAUGGGGGUUUGUGAACCAGAAACCAAUCUCAACUCAAUACAAAUUUGGCCACAAGAUUCCAGUGAAGACAUCAAAAUCAGAAAGCAUAAGCAAAGACAUGAUUAGGAGAGGUUUUAGGUUUGUUGGUCCAACAGUGGUUCAUUCAUUUAUGCAGGCAGCUGGCCUAACAAAUGAUCACCUAAUCACUUGCCAUAGGCACUUGCAAUGCACUUUCUUGGAAGCUACCCUACAAGAGCUCAAGACAUGA